Messenger RNA from Boeremia exigua, 968 nucleotides. RefSeq lists its product as uncharacterized. Lineage: Eukaryota; Fungi; Ascomycota; Dothideomycetes; Pleosporales; Didymellaceae. The transcript is spliced from 2 exons. The record is from RefSeq and is a predicted model, not a curated record. Bases 29 to 898 code for a protein of 289 amino acids.
AUUCUCACGCUCAUUUGUACUCAGUGAGAUGUUUCUGACCAUUGGCCUUCUCAUCUUGAUCAUAGCGACAGCUUCGCGUGCGACAACCUGCGGAUACAAGGACGGCAACCCCCAGAGCGCCCGAACAGCUCAGUCUGACUACAGAUGCCGCGUAGAUACCGCAAACGGAUUGUGGGGAUUCUGUCCAGCAACUGUGAUAUCAGCAAGAGAUUGCGGUCUAGCCGGAGUAUGCGUGGACAGACAUUCUUGCACUGAUGGUUGUGGCCGUCUAUCUGACCGACCGGACAUCACCACUUUCUCAUGUGAAAGCUCACAGUUCUGUUCCACUGUGCUACUGAUCAAUGGCCCUGAUCAGUCCUUUGAGUACAUUGCUUGCGGAGCAGAAGCUCGAACCGAUAGGCUAUUUCCGUCUCCGAGCUCCGUCGCAGCAACAACAACACCAUCGAGUUUCAGCUCUGUACUCAGCAGCUCUUUGACUAGUCUACCCUCGCGACCGACGACCACGGUCGUAGAAACAUCUCCCAUACCCACCUCCAGCUCCAGCUCUGCUUUGAACUCCUCAAUCGCAUCUUCGACACCAGAACCAAUCUCUACUACUGCUAAGCAAGAGCCAUUGCACCUUGGAGCUAUAGUGGGAGGGGCUAUUGGGGGCCUUAUCGUGAUUUGCUUGACCGUUCUCGGAGUCGUACUCAUACGACGUAAGCAUGGACUUAAGGGACAAGGGACAUCGCCCCCAGGCCAUACUAAUCACGGCUGGAACGAAUUCGCAGACGACGCUUCGGGAGAUGUUAAGAAGAACAAUCACUGGGUGAGUAACCAUGGCCCGGUCGAGAUGUACAGCGGACAUCACGUCAAUAUGGAACCCGUUGAGCUGGACACCUUGAAACGAGCCAAAUGAGAAUUACCCCGAAGGAAAUACAACUAUAUCAUGUAACAAUCACAUCUAGAACUCCAGCAUUAGACUAAUA